Molecule: messenger RNA, 2466 nt
Organism: Salarias fasciatus (jewelled blenny)
Lineage: Eukaryota; Metazoa; Chordata; Actinopteri; Blenniiformes; Blenniidae
Product: F-box only protein 40
Exons: 3
Coding region: 1-2115 (704 amino acids)
Cellular component (GO): cytoplasm
Molecular function (GO): protein binding; ubiquitin protein ligase activity; zinc ion binding
Source: RefSeq, a predicted model, not a curated record
AUGGACCUGGUGAACCAGGCAGAGAUCGCAGACUUCAUCAAAGCCCCCCCGGCACGAAUGUGGUGGCAUCAGUGCCAGCAUCGCACACGACCCCCACCUGUGAGGAGCACACAGAGAUCCGUGGGCCACCACCGGCACUGCGACAAGUGUUACAACCUCCACUGCCAGGUCCCGGUGCAGGUCUCCGUUUCAUGCAUGGUCCUCAAGUGCCGUAAAAGCUGUGGAGCGUCCUUCCACAUGUGCAAACAAGAGGAGCACCAGCUCCUGUGUCCCAACGAGGUGGUCCCCUGCCUGAAUGCAGAGAGCGGCUGCGCCCUCACCAUGCGCCGCCACAUGCUGGCCAAACACCUGGAGGUCUGUCCUGCCAGCGUGGUCUGCUGCUCUCAGGAGUGGAACCGCUUUCCUGUUUCCGAAACGGAUCUGAUAUUUUACAAGAAUGUCUCUGAAAACAUGGACGAUGACCUGGAUGUCGGGUUGGCUCUCAGGGACCAAGACCUGCUGUUUCAGUCCAUCAAAAUGAAAAAGCUUUUCCCUGAGUUGAUGGCAGAUGAGCCAAAGCUUCAGGAUAUUUCUCCUGAUGUGACCUGCCCUGCAGAAGAAGCGUCCUGUUCCUUCGAUCGUGGUGAGAUAACAGAACAGAAAGAAAAGGAGCUCAGUCAAGAGGAGAGAGACGCGUUGGCAAGGAGCAGGGAUGUGACAGGUAUUCAAAAGUAUAGCUCAUGGGAGAAAAUAUUCAGUAAAGAAAAGGAGGGAUGCAAGCAAGUGGCCGAGACUCUGAAUAAAGAGGAGAAGGAGACAGAAAUGGAACAAGAGUCAUCAAACAGUCUGAGCAGACGAGCUUCAGCCCAGGAAGACAGCUCUGCGUCUGGAGCAACCGGUCUGGCGCCGUGGCAAGACGGGGUCCUGGAAAGGCUGGGCAAAGAAGUCAACGUCGCAGAGUAUAACAUGUAUCUCGUGCACAACGGGGUCAUGCUGAUUAACUUUGGCCAACUGGCCGCCUGCACACCAAGAGAUAAGGACUUUGUUUAUGGGAAUCUGGAGCCCAUCGAGGUCAAGACCAUCCGCACCUUCACCGUUCCUAAGAGCUAUCGAGCAAAGCGCAGUCAUCUGAAAGACCCGGCCCGCAAAACCACCAUCACACACCAAAGUGUCGACACCGCAGAUCUGGGUGUGUCACUCGAUGACCUUCCAAAGUGUGAAGAGAUUAGCACGACUCUACUCUGCUGUCUGGAAAAGGAGCUGAAGGGACAUUUAAUCUCAGAGAGCACGUCAACAGACGGCUUUUAUGUCGAUAUAGGAACACAAACAUACAGCUUUCCCUCUGCCCCCUUCAGGGCAGACGCUUCCCUGGCCGAUGUCAUAGCGGGCAGGCCGAGGGGUCUACACAUGCACGUCGGAGUGGAAUCCGUCACCAGAAGACACAACAAAACAAGUUCGGCCUUCAGCUACAUGUGUGGCAGCUUCUUCCGCCGUGAUGAGUACCGCUCUCAUUUCAGGAAUGUGCACUGUGACAUCCAGGCCUCCCUGAACGGCUGGUUCCAGCAGCGCUGCCCCUUGGCGUACCUCGGCUGUACUUUCACCCUGUCGAGGUUUGGCCCCGCGGGUCAUGAAGCUGGAAUCAAAUACUGCAAAGAUGUCAACAGCUUAACACUCCGACCCCAAGCCGCCUGCCCGCCCUGCGAAGGGGGGAAAACCUUCAGCCCUCUGAAAGACGGUGCGCAUAGCAUGGACCCCCUGAGCCGGCUGCCUCUAGAGAUCCUCCAGCACAUCGCCGGCUACCUCGACAGCCUCGCACUGUCUCAGCUGUCUCAGGUCUCCCAUCUGAUGAGAGAAGUGUGUGCCACGCUGUUGCAGGAAAGGGGGAUGGUCUCGAUCAAGUGGGAGAAGAAAGCGCUCUCCGAUGGGAGAAGUUCCUGGAUGUGUUCCAAGAAAGUCUGGAAAUUCAGCUCCGUGUUUUCCUCUGUGGACAGAUGGAGAUUUGUCGAUGCUCCUUCCAUGUCAGAUCACCUGAAAACUUGUCCGUUCUACCAGAGAGAGGAGCGCAGCGACCCCGUGGCUUUGGCCUGCCUGGGAGAGGUCAGAGACAAACAGAAAGAGCUGAAGCGAGCGAGAUGACGGCCGUGUCCUGAAGCACGGUGGGCGGGCGGGCUCGCAGCGCGAGCGGGGGCCUUGUUCGGAAUCACUCAGAUGUGAUAUGUAGGCACCCACAGAACUGAGAAGUGGAUAAAGCAUCUGCGCGGAGUGAGAAGAAACUCGAGAGCUGCUGAGUGUUAAAGCCCCGCUGACAGAUGCUGGAUACGUGCAACAUCUCCCAUGGCAUAAACAAAUAUUUCACUGCGGUUUACUCAUCCAGCUUCUUGUUGUAGCUCACCCUCAAGCCAUGUUUCUCAUAUGUAGGUAAAAGUGACCUAUUUUUAUGUUUAAGAUAUACUAAAACUUGCAUAAUCCCUCAAAAUCCCCACAUUA